AUGGAGAACCUGUGCAUCAAGCUAUGCCUCCUGCUCUUGACCUCAAUCACAACACAGCAGUACGUAUGGCGAGAUCAUAGAUUACCGGAAGACACGGAAUGUCCAACUGGAUUCCAGCGCAGGGGCCAGGUCUGUUACCACAUCAGUUCAACGGCCACAGUGUCACGUGACGAUGCCCGAAGCAGAUGCGCUGGUCUUAAUUCUCGCCUGAUUGAGAUUACGUCAUCAGAAAAAGACGCAGUCAUUCGAUCCCUGGCGCUCGCUGAGAACAAGACGCACAACUACUGGAUUGGGUUGGAGCAGCGAAAUCAUACUUUACGUUGGAUGGAUGGUUCACCCUUGAACUUAACCGUUUGGUCCAUUCGUCAAACGCAAAGAGAUACUGUAAUUUCAGACUGUGUACGAACCAUACCUCCGUGGAACCACUGGCACGAGACUAACUGCAAUCAUACCUCCCAAUUCCUCUGCGAAGGGAAAAUCGCAGGUCGGUAA
Molecule: messenger RNA, 492 nt
Organism: Strongylocentrotus purpuratus (purple sea urchin)
Lineage: Eukaryota; Metazoa; Echinodermata; Echinoidea; Camarodonta; Strongylocentrotidae
Product: perlucin-like
Exons: 3
Coding region: 1-492 (163 amino acids)
Source: RefSeq, a predicted model, not a curated record